Messenger RNA from Colossoma macropomum (tambaqui), 4337 nucleotides. RefSeq names its product midnolin-like. Bases 622 to 2046 code for a protein of 474 amino acids. NCBI's taxonomy places the organism in Eukaryota, Metazoa, Chordata, Actinopteri, Characiformes, Serrasalmidae. The transcript has 7 exons. Gene Ontology annotation, molecular function: protein binding. Gene Ontology annotation, cellular component: nucleus. The record is from RefSeq and is a predicted model, not a curated record.
GAUCGAUGUGGGAGUCGCCGAGCUCUCCGGCCGCUGCGGAUUGAUUGUUGGGGUCGGUGGGCGGGCCCCGCGGUGGAGCCUCGUAACAAAUGGAGCUCGCGGCACGCGUGGGGCUCGAGUCGACGUUCGAGGAGAACAAGGGAUGGAGGAGACGAAUAGCUUUGUCUUCGCCUUCCCGACGAGUUGUUGUGCUUUUCUGUCUUAGUUCUCUUCUCACUUCUCCUCAUUAGCCUCUGUUUUCUGUACAUGUGUAUGUAGCCCGAGUGCUCGCUCUCGCCCUUUGUGCUGCGGUGGACGUCGACGCCGAGUUCAGGUUUUUGUUUUUGUGCUGGACCUAUGGAUGAACUUAAGACUUCACGGCUUAAGCAGGAGAGCAAAACAGCCAGUGCGAACAACUAAAUCACCCCCACCAAAACAGAAACAAAACAACGGAGGAGGGUCAACGCCCGGUUCUCUUCUCUUCUUCGAAGCGUGGAAAGGAUAGUUUCAUUUCCCCUCGAGCAGUAACGGAGUCCCCGUGUGGACCAAAAGCAGUGGCAGCGCAGAGCUACGCUACUCCACUCGCUCUCUGGCUUCCAGCGCUGUUGCAGGUUCUCCGGUUCUUGGCGCUUUAACUGUCGGAUGGACCAGCACCCUGAGGCUCGAGGCUGCACCGCCGGGUCCCGGUGCUCUGAGCUCGCCGUCCGCAGCGAGCCCCCCAUGACUUUAUCCAUCCACACCACCACGGGCACUCGCUUCGAGCUCUCUCUCCCUCCCGAGGAGACGGUGGACGGGCUGAAGAGGAGAAUUUCGCAAAAGCUCCGCGUGCCCAAAGACAGGCUCGCGCUCCUGCACAGAGACACGAGACUGAGCUCAGGAAGACUCCAUGAUUUUGGAGUUACGGAUGGGAGCAAGUUGACCCUGGUGCCAUCAGUAGAAGCAGGGUUAAUGACUCAGGCCUCUAGACCAGAGCAGUCCAUCAUGCAAGCCUUGGAGAGUUUGACAGAAACUCAGGUCGGUGACUUUCUUUCGGGCCGCUCUCCUCUGACCCUCGCCCUCCGCGUGGGCGACCACAUGAUGUUCGUGCAGCUGCAGUUGGCUGCGCAAAACUCAGGCGUCCAGCAGUCCACCACCAGGAGUCCCUCAGGCACGGCUGAGACGCCUACGGAGCCCUGCAGGGGUGGAGCCAGGCAUGUCCACAUCCCACCCACGCCACAUAGCAACCUGAGGGCGUCACAUGGACAUCACACUUACCCCACUCACUUCUCACCCCCCUCCAGCCCAACCCUUCCUGCUGGCUCUUCACCCCACCUCCACUCAGCUGCAGGUGCUCGCAGUCCUGUCCCGGGACAGUCCACCUACCCACAGGGUGAGUGCGGGACGCCGAGCUUCAGCAGCAGCUCCAGCUCGUGGCUGAGUCGGAAACCAGGCGCAGUGAUAGAAAGCUUCGUUAACCACGCCCCUGGGGUCUUCUCAGGAACCUUCUCAGGCACGUUGCACCCUAACUGUCAGGACAGUAAUGGACGUCCUCGCCGUGACAUCAGCACCAUCUUGCAGAUCCUCAAUGAUCUCUUGAGUGCCACACGCCACUAUCAGGGCACUCCACCUGCCCUUGCACAGCUCCGCUGCCACACACAGGGCCCCUCAUCACCCCGGGCAACACCAUCCGCUUCACCAUCACCACCCGCUUCACCCUCUUCACCAUCCACCAUACGGCUCCCAUCAGCUCCGACUUCACCGUCACCACCGUCACCUACCUCAGACAGAGCGUCUCUCAGCCAUAGCCGCAUCAGCAAAACCACCGGUGAGCCCUCCAGGCAGACAGAGAAUAAGGCCACACGCUGUAAAGUGGAGCGCCUCCAGCUUCUCCUGCAGCAGCGGAGGCUUCGGCGGCGGGCGAGGCGGGAGCCCCGCGGGCCAUACCACUGGUUGGCCAACCGCAAAGCGGCCCGCAGCCACAGCAACAGCAGCCUAUCCAGCGAAGGCUCUCUGGACCUGGACUACGACGAGGCACUCUGGAAGCCCGACGUUCAGACCGACAUGGGCUCCGAGUUCGUCCUGGCAUGAGAGAGAAGGAGAAGAAUGCUUGACCAGCGAAGAAAGGCUGCGGUACGCAAGCGAAAGAGCAAGGGACAAAAAGAGGAACACAGCUGAAAAAGAAAAGACGACGUAGUGUUUGCAGACUGAAGACCAAGAAGUUCUUCUGCGCCUCAGUGGUGUAGCAUCAUAUUGGAAUGGGAUGUGAGACUGUGGUGGUUUGGUCAUUCAGUCUGGACAACCAAGACACACAAAAUGUCUGAAUUGAAAGAGAACUCUUGCUCUUUUACGGUUGAUGAGGUGUACUUAAGGAACAUCUUUCGGGACGUUUUAUAGACCGGAUGCGUUCUGAACUUUAUUGGAACAUUCAGUGGAACUGUAUUUUCUCGUUGGAAACCCAUGUUUUGUUCUUGAAAGUCCAUUUUCUGUCAUUGGGUCCCUUUGUUUUGUAUUGGGAUCCCAUAAAUUCUCUUACUGGGCAUUGAUAAUUUCACUCAACAUGGUGGUGGUUUUAGUUGCUGUUGUUACAAAAUGCGUCAUGUAGCAUUACAAAGCAAGAAUUCAGGUUUUCGUCUCCAGUUUCUAACAUUUUGCACACUCCUGCAUUUUUAUCGACUCGUGAGCAUUAAGGUUUUUUUCCUUUUUUUUCAAUACUCAGCUUGAGAAAACUUGAGAGAAAUUGAACUGACUUAUUCAUGCGGUUUCAUUGUCGUCAACCUGCAAACUAAAAGAGCAUUUAAUAACGAAAAAGACACUUUCCUUUCGUGUUUUUUAUUUAUAAGUGGAGCCACCAUUCUACACUUUUUUUUUCAAAAUCGUGUGCACAUGUCGUAAAACUGUAUCUGCUGGUUAAAGUAUUAAGGUGAUAUUACAGUGCCUCCGUUUACCUUUUACUGUAUUGAAGCGUCAGAUAACACAGUCUGAAUUUUUUUUUCUUUUUUUUGCUGCUACAAAGGAUGAUGAACCAAGGAGAGUCUUGUCUGGCCAUUCAUCUCAUUAUAACUAUGACCUACUUCUGCAGGAAUGCAGCAGAUGCAUGCUUCUCUUAUGUACAUGAGUGGGUCACAGUUUAGCUCCGUAGAACCAUUUUACAGUCAGUUUGAGAAAUGACCAUUUUAGCCGGAUUUUUUGGGUAUCAUGUCAUUUUUUUCUUCCCCACUGUUUCAUCUGAUGUUGCACCAUAUGAAGCCUAGAAAUGAAGAUGUCAUUAACAUUUGUUCUCUUUGGCCCAUAGCCAUGUCAACAUUUGUAUGGCCUAGGAAAGACUGGGAAAAUGAUGUUAGAAAAAGACACUCGUCUUUAUCAUAGGUGGAUGGACCUUGUGUACAGUGGCCUUACCUGUCUUUAAAAUGGUGAAAAGUACAGGCACUGGAGACUUUCUAUGGAUCCUUUAUGUUUAUCAUGCUUUUUGUGUCCAGGCUGUCUAUCACUGCGAGGAUAUGACAGCUAUGUCCCGUGCUAGAGAAUGCAUUUUUGCGCUUCAACAACAUGACUGAGAUCAAGGGACGCUGUCUUUAUGUACACAAGAGCCUGUGUGUCUGUCUCCUUUUGUUGCAAGACGGCCUACAAAGACCUUCUCAGCUGAGGAAAAAAAUGUUAAAAGAGAGCGCUUGCUGUAUUUUUUAGAUCAUGAUGUAACGUCUGUCCUCCGUCUGAGCUUUUGUCUACUGUUCAUCCUGUCUUUUCUCAAUGUUACUUGUUUAAAGGUUUCAAAUUUUUGACUCUCCGCAAUUAAACUAAACAUUAGAAAUAUAUACCUGAACGGCACAUAAAAGGUCCAAUUGAACAGUGUCACCCUAUUAGUUUAUUGGAGCUGUCAUAACAAAUUCUCAUAUCUCAGUAAUGGUAACUUUAUAGGAGAUGGAAAAGUUCAAUGUACAUUAAUGUUACAAGUUUAUUUCAAGUAAAUUUAAGUUGAUAUGAUGGCGACAAUAAACCAUUACAACAGGCACUUCUGUUCCUGAACCAGGUCCCCAAAAUGCUCCCAGCCGAAUGCAUGUAAUUUAUUAGAAAGAGGCUGAAUUGAUCAUAUAAGUAGUUGAUAAGAAAACAUAUGCAUUUUGCUUUUAAAGUUGUGAUUGUGUGAUGCCAGUUUUGGUUCAUGCUGCAUUUUCUGUUGCCUGUACUGUCUUGCAGUCUCACAGCAGGAGGUGAGGAGUCUCAGCUCAUGGUCUUGCGCUAGGCCAGUGUAGCACGUUUUUUAUAACUGUUUUAAUUUAUAAAGCCGAUCUGGUAACUGUGAAGAAACUGUAUUUGACAUUGCUUUUCUCUUUUGUGUUUUUCCCUUCUCUUUUUUGUGUAAAAUUAAAGCUGGUAUUGUA